AUGGUAAAUAGGGGAUCAUAUUGUAACAGGACGUGGGAUGGAGUGAUGUGCUGGCCGGACACCCCUGCGGGCACCACCAGCGAGCAACGGUGUCCAAACUACGUCAACGGUUUUAAUAUUGAAGGAUCAUAUUGUAACAGGACGUGGGAUGGAGUGAUGUGCUGGCCGGACACCCCUGCGGGCACCACCAGCGAGCAACGGUGUCCAAACUACGUCAACGGUUUUAAUAUUGAAGAGUCUGCGACCAAAAGGUGUCUGGAAGACGGUUCAUGGUUUUACAGUACUGUCUACAAUAGAUCUUGGACCAAUUAUUCCACGUGUCAGGCAAACAUUAAGGACAUCCCGGUCCUCUCGACAUUCAUGAAGGAUCAUCUUAAUAACAUUCAGCUCUUGUACAGUAUUGGAUACGGUAUCUCGCUGAUCUGCCUGGUGGUGGCGCUAGUAGUCAUGAUUAGUUUCAGGCGUCUCCACUGUCCAAGAAACACCAUUCACUGCAACCUGUUCCUGUCAUUCGCACUGAGAGCGGGGAUAACACUUCUAAAGGACAACAUACUUGAGGGGGACUUGGGCCUCCCCAACGAUGUGGUGCAACGCACCAACGGCAUCUAUGAAUUCCUAGGAAACGGAACGGUAGGUGGAUCUUAUAUUUACACCGUGCGAGUACCUUUUAAUUCCAUUUUCAAAAGAUACCAUAUGAUUACCUCAUAUUUGAUUCUUAUUCCGCUUCCUAUUUACAGGAGACUGGCCAAAUCCACCCUAGUUCUUAUGCCCUUGUUUGGCGUCUACUAUCUUCUCUUCAUCACCUUCACCCUGCUCUACGGACAGCUGGACGAGAAAGUUGAGGUGGCCUACCUCUACCUAGAAAUGUUCUUUACAUCAUUCUCUGGUGCCGUGAUAGCUUUCCUGUUCUGUUUCCUCAACAACGAGGUGAAAACAGAGAUACGUAAACGAUGGGAGAGAUAUAAACUGUCCAGGUUCGGCGACGAUCGCCGCUCCUCCAAAAACAUUAACACCUUAAUAUCUUACCUGAGUAGAAACAGACAUUCGGACUACUCCAUACACUCAAAUAAUGUGAUCAAACGAGAUUCUCCUCCGAUAAACGGGAGGAACAAUAUACCAAGCGACCGGCCGUCACAAACGCGCAAAGUUAAAGACAAUAAUGUGCUUUUAGAACUGCCAAUACGAAAGUCGAAUGGUGUUCUUGGCAAAAGCAAUGGGGUUGCUGACGUCACGCUUGACGUUGAUUUUAUCGAAAAUGACUUCACUACCACGGAAAAUGACGUCACUGUUGGGAGAAGCAAUUCACGGGCUGACUCGGACUCACAAUUGUCGGAUUCCAUUGGGAAGGAUCAGUCUACAGUAUUAUUACCCAAUAACAACUGCACUGCCGUCAUCGAAUCUCUGCCAAAGAAGCUUCACCGAGACUCCGGGAACGAAAGCGGCAGUUCUUUGUCCAAGGAUCUUCCCUUAAAGCCUCACUGCGAAGAGGGGGAUCCCGAGGAGCAAGAGGUCCUUCUCCAACGUCGAUCGAUGUCGGGAGGUAUUUCGAUGAAGUGAUUAGGGAAGCACGCACGCUGGAUGCCAUCCAUGAAUGAGCUGCUGUGUUCACACUAAGAAAUUAUGGACCGCAAUCUGUCCGCACAUGAGUCCUUUUCAAAUUUGGGAGUGUUAUAAACAUGAUCCCCGUGUUUACCUUACAGCAGAAAGAUGAAACUUGUUAGUCAAAUAAUUUUUUUUUAAAUUGUGCAUCUAUUCACUUCCUUUUGGAAAAAUAUAUGGCCUUUUAUUUAG
This is a messenger RNA of Lingula anatina, 1791 nucleotides long. Its product is annotated as secretin receptor-like. Gene Ontology annotation, cellular component: plasma membrane. Gene Ontology annotation, molecular function: peptide hormone binding; calcitonin receptor activity. The record is from RefSeq and is a predicted model, not a curated record. Lineage: Eukaryota; Metazoa; Brachiopoda; Lingulata; Lingulida; Lingulidae. Gene Ontology annotation, biological process: adenylate cyclase-modulating G protein-coupled receptor signaling pathway; cell surface receptor signaling pathway.